This is a messenger RNA of Impatiens glandulifera, 1569 nucleotides long. Its product is annotated as putative UPF0481 protein At3g02645. The transcript has 3 exons. Lineage: Eukaryota; Viridiplantae; Streptophyta; Magnoliopsida; Ericales; Balsaminaceae. The record is from RefSeq and is a predicted model, not a curated record. Bases 1 to 1569 code for a protein of 522 amino acids.
AUGGUGUUAUCUCCAACAAAUGAUUUACGGUUUAACCACGGUCGUUGGAUUAAUCAAAUAAGCAAAAUUCUCGAAAAAGAGAUUUGGAUCGACAUAGAUGUCGCGGUUUCCAUUUUUCGUGUCCCCAAAAGCAUAACAAUUCACAAGCCCGACGCUUACGAGCCUCGUGUUGUCGGAUUAGGUCCUUAUCAUCAUUUUAAUCUCGAACUUUAUGAGAUGGAAAGAUAUAAACUCCUAGCUGCGGGAAGGCUGCAAAAACAAGUCUUUCACAACGUAACUGAUUUCAAGGAUCUAAUACAAAGUCUAUCACAAUUUGAAUAUAAAGUUCGAGCUUCUUAUCACAAGUAUUUAGAUUUUGAUGUGGAGACUCUAACUUGGGUCAUGACGAUUGAUUCAAUGUUCUUGCUAGAGUUUCUUUACUUUCACACGCAUGCAGAUGCCGGUCAAUCUCAAUUGGUCAAGUACGCUGCCGGUAGAUUAGAACUUACGUUUGACGCGAUUCUCGGCGAUGUCAUGAUGCUCGAGAAUCAAAUUCCUAUAUUUUUCAUGCGAGAAACUUUGUUUGCUCUUAGUUCGAAUAGAAAGGUUAGCGAUGAGAUGUUGGCUUCCAUGCUUUUGGACUUUUGUAAAUUGGUUUCACCUGUCAAGUUUGAAGAUCGAGUUCUCAAUGAAUGCGACGUUUUGAAGCGUUCACAUCUAUUGGACCUUUUGUACCAUUUCAUUGUGCCCAAAACUAUGGAGCAACCCGACAUGAUAAGCUCCGACAACUUGAACGGUCGGUCUGGUUCCACAAGUUACGAUCGACCAAAGUCAACAUCAUCGGACUCAACAAAUGAUCACGAUAGUUUUCGUGAGCUUUUCGACGAAAUGUUAGACGUAGCAUCGGACGUUAAACGAGUAAACAAAAUCGCAGCCCCAAUCCAGGCCGUGAUGCCAAUGUUCUCAGAAUUAGCUUCAAGGUCCGACCAAGAACAACAACAUCCCAUGGUCGAUGAAAUCAUGAUUCCUUCCGUGUCACGUCUUGUCAAAACGGGAAUUCAAUUUUGCCCUAUGACUUCCGGCGGGAUCGAGUCCAUUAAAUUCGAUGAGAAAACGCGAAACUUUUACCUCCCGGUGAUCACCUUGAAUAAUAACACCGACGUGGUCAUUAGAAACUUGGUAGCGUACGAAGCUUCAGUCGAGGCGGGACCACUUGUUUUAUCGAGAUACAUCGAAUUAAUGCACGGGAUUAUCGAUACCGCCGAAGAUGCAAAGAUAUUGAGGGAGAGUGGAAUCAUCGUGAACAAUCUAAAGAGCGAUGUGGUGGCAGCAGAGAUGUUCAAUGGGGUGACAAAGUCGGUUAGGUUAACGAAUGUUUCGCAUAUUGAUAAGGUCAUUGAAGAUGUGAACAAGUAUGUGAAUAAUAAGAUGCGAGUUCAGAUUCAUAAGCGAUUCAAAAGAUUUAUCUAUCGAUCUUGGAGAUUGUUAACGGUUGUGGCGAUCAUAUUGCUGAUCUUGAUGAUGAUUUUGCAAUCGUUUUGCUCCAUCUAUAAUUGCCCUCGUGUUUUCAAUACAAUAUCUGAGGAUUGA